Messenger RNA from Momordica charantia (bitter melon), 1043 nucleotides. RefSeq lists its product as uncharacterized. Lineage: Eukaryota; Viridiplantae; Streptophyta; Magnoliopsida; Cucurbitales; Cucurbitaceae. The record is from RefSeq and is a predicted model, not a curated record.
CUGCAACCGAUUUUCUCUUCUGCAAAAUCCCCACUCCCACUCUCGAAUUCUUCUUUCUUUCUUUCUCUGAUUAUUUCAUUGGCACAUGGGGUUUGAUUCAUCAGUCUUGUUGUAAUCAUAUUAGCCAUCUCCUUUCUCUCCCUCCACCUCCUUUUUCCACACCCAAUUCCUCUCUCUAAAACCCCUUCUCUGCAACCAUGGCCCUUUACUAUUAUUAGCAAGUUCCAGCAGCAGAGGAGAAACAGGGCGUGGGUUAUUAGUAAUUAAUCAGGUGGGGUUUGGUUUGGUUUGAAAUUGAAUGGGCGGUGAGCAGAAAUGGGGCGCCAUAGCCCCUGCGCUUCCGGCGGUGUCCCCGUUAAACCCAGAAAGAGAGGAGUACUGGACCCGUUUUGAUGAUUCGGUCAAUGCGGUGUCGUUUGGGUUCGUGGCCACGGCCAUUCUCAUCUCUAUGUUCCUUGUCAUGGCGAUCUUUGAGAGGUUUCUCAGACCCAGGUCGCCGCCGGCCAUCGGCCGGCCGCCUUCCGAUCUUGAAGCCCAGAUGGUGUUCGACGGAAAGCCCCGUUACCCAUCUCCUAAGAUGACAGUUUACGCCCGGGGAGUAUCGGUAUUGAUGCCCGGUGAGGAAGUUCCUACCUACAUAGCUCACCCUGCUCCUGCACCUUGUCCUCGGGAGCCCAUUUUGAAGCCUGUCCACCAACAUAAAUUGAGCAUCAGUAGCAUCAGUCCAUCCUCAAGCUCCAACACCAGUUGACCUGAAAAAUAACACCAUUAUAGAACACGGGUCUCAUUCUGACUUGCAACUUGACAUUCUAAAGUUGAGAACAUGGUGAAAGUCACAUCAAACUUCAGUCUCUAACUUGCAAUAUUAUUGUAGAGCCUUGUAGGUUAUAUUUGAUGAUGUGGAUUUGGGGCCUUCUCCAGACCCCACCAAAUUAAAGAGAGGAUGAAAAUGAAUGAUUGUUGCAAGCUGGGUCAGCUCCUGUAAUCCAUGAUUAGUACCCUGAUUGUUAUGUUCACAAUGAAUCCCAUGCCUCUUUCACUGA